Messenger RNA from Impatiens glandulifera, 1380 nucleotides. RefSeq lists its product as uncharacterized. Lineage: Eukaryota; Viridiplantae; Streptophyta; Magnoliopsida; Ericales; Balsaminaceae. The coding region runs from base 1 to 1380 and encodes 459 amino acids. The transcript is spliced from 3 exons. Gene Ontology annotation, molecular function: double-stranded DNA binding. The record is from RefSeq and is a predicted model, not a curated record. Gene Ontology annotation, biological process: regulation of DNA-templated transcription; chloroplast organization. Gene Ontology annotation, cellular component: chloroplast.
AUGUCAAAAGUAUAUUCUGUUACAUUCGGCGUUGUUGAUUCAGAGAAUAAUAACUUCAAGACUUAUUUAAUGCCAAAACUAAGAGAUGCAAUUGAAUUGGUUGAUGAUCUCGUUUUCGUAUCCGAUAAAUACCCAAGCAUUGCCAAUGCCUUCUGCGAAACAGGUAGAAGAAGAAGAAUCAUAAGUGAAGCAGAGACGUCGGCGGCUGUUGAUUCCCCAUCACAUUUGUUUAAAUCCUUUUCACCGUCUGCUAAUUUAAGCGCUUACCAGAUCAGGGUUAAGCUUUUUGAAGCAUCAUUCUCAACGAAGCAAAUUUACACUGAUAUACAGUCAUUUACAGAGACUUAUCUCAUAUCCUAUUUUAAUUUGUCUCCAAAAGAAGCUCUAUCUAUAUCUAGUAAGGUAAAAUUCCGAUCAGCCGACCAGCCGGAUUCCGUCAUUGCACUUCUUAAAAGCCAUGAAUUCAAUGAUACACAAAUCCUCAAGCUUAUUAAGUCAUGCCCACAGGUUUUCGGUUGUAGUCCCUCAAAUAUCAUUUUGCCCAAAUUGAAUUUCUUUUAUUCAUUAGGCGUAUCAAUUGCUGAACUCCCAUCUUUCAUGUCAUCUAGUCCUAAUGUAUUGACAAUGAGCCUUGAGAAUCGGAUUAUUCCUUUUCACAAGUUCAUGAAAACUGUGAUUGGUUUGGACGAUUUUGAAACUGCUGGAGCUAUUGUGAAAGCCUCAUGGGCCAAUAACAAAGACAGUGUUCAGACUUUGUCUUCCAAUGUUGCACUUCUGAGAAAACUUGAUGUUCCUAAAUCACCAUUGGUUCGUUUAAUUAGGAAUCAUACAGCUGUCCUUUUGAGAAACCAUGACAGUUUUAAGGAGAAAGUGGAUGAGGUUAUUCAGAUUGGAUUCGAUCCAUUGAAGGCAACGUUUUGCAUUGCCUUACAGUUGAUAUCUCAAUUGAGCAAGAAGGUUUUGGAAGUUAAAGUUAAAAUUUACUCAAAAUAUGGAUGGUCUGAAAACGAUUCGAAAAUGGCUUUCAAGAGAAAUCCUUUUUGCAUGGCUUUGUCGGAGGAAAACAUAUGCAGGAAGAUGGAAUUUCUCGUGAAUGAAUUUGGGGUGAAGGCAAUUGAUAUCGCUAAGCGUCCUACGGUUCUCCUCUUGAGUAUGGAGAAAAGGGUCAAGCCGAGGUGUUUGAUCAUGAAAGUUCUUAUGGGGAAGGGUUUGUUGGAGAGAGAAGUUGCGAUUUCGUCUAUAUUGUGCCCUAGAAACGAGGUGUUUAUCAAAAGGUUUGUUUCUAAAUAUGAGAAAGAUGUUCCCGAAUUGCUAGAUAUUCUUCAUGGCAAAAUGGGUAUUUCUGAAAUAUCUGGAUUCUUGGGUGAGAAUAAAACGUGA